Halichondria panicea is the source of this 1039-nucleotide messenger RNA. Its product is annotated as crystallin J1B-like. The coding region runs from base 46 to 897 and encodes 283 amino acids. Lineage: Eukaryota; Metazoa; Porifera; Demospongiae; Suberitida; Halichondriidae. The transcript is spliced from 4 exons. The record is from RefSeq and is a predicted model, not a curated record.
CCCAGCAAUAAAUAACAAACCUCCAUACCACCGUACCAGAGAUCCAUGGCCUCUGAGGAAGCAGUUGGAUUAGAGGAGCUCCUAAAGCAAGCUCAUGGGCUCCCUCCUGACAAGCAGAGAAAGGUGGCAUCUAUCCUAGGCUCAGUGGUGGCUGAUGCAGCAGCACAACCGCUCCACUGGGUGUACAAUCCUGAUGCCCUGAAGAGUGCAGUGGCUGGUAUUGACUGUCCUGAGUUCUUGCCCAAGUCAGCCAAUCCCUUCUACUGUAUACCAACUGGCAGCCAGAGUCCCUAUGGUGACCAGCUCAUCAAUAUGCUGGAAUCACUCGUGGUGUCAAAAGGUUUCAACGCCGAUGAUUUUGGUGAGAAGGUCUUCAAAGCAUUUGGUCCUGGCUCUCCCUAUGACAAUCCAGUGACUGCAGAUUACGCAAAGGGUAAACAAGACAAGAGAUACCCUAUCCAAUCAAAAUGGGUAACAUUUAUGCUCAGUCGUUUCACCAAACUCUAUUCCGAAAAGAAAAAACUCGAGGACGAAACUGAAGAAGAUACAAACGAUGACCCAGACAGUAUCGCUCGUUGUGUACCAUUGGUUGCCCUCUACACAGGCAAUCCUGAGAUGUUGAGCACAGCUUACGAUGCUUGCAGUAUGAUACAAAGCUCUGAUAUCAUUCUAACCAUAGUCCUGGCAGCUUGUCGAGUCAUGGAGCAGUAUAUACUUCAAGAUGGGACUGAAGCUGAUGGCUCCCCUCAAGUCGAGAAAGUGAUUGGUGAUUUGAAAUCGGCAAAACGUACUUUCCCGAAUGAUUUGGAUCUUGCAGUGUCUGGUUUCCUGGCCGACGCUCUGGCUACUAAAGAGAUGACAGUUGAUGAGGCCACUGCAAAGCUGGGGAAAGCAUGAGGUUUGCCAGGGUCCUUACAGGCGGCUGUGAGGGCUCUGUUGGAUGCAGGGGACUACGAGGGACCAGUGAGACAGGUGGUACUGGCAGGGGGGUGUAACUGCUCCAGGGUCAGCUUCAUUGGGGCUUGCCUCGGGGCAAAGU